AUCGGCAUAAACUACAAACGCCAGGAUGGAGAGCUUCGUGGCUGUGUGAAUGACGCUUGGAACAUUGCAGAGUUUCUAAAAUCCUUCUGGAAUUACGCGAAAGAGGACAUCAUGGUGCUCACAGAUGAGCCAUACAAUCUGAAGUACAUGCCGACGAGACGGAACAUCCUUAGCGCGUUGCGAUGGUUAGUGAAAGACGCCCAGCCUGGAGAUUGCUUAUUCUUUCACUACUCUGGACAUGGAGGACGUACUUUAGGUACUUGCGUCUGUGCAGGUUAUCUUACGUCGGACUCAGAGGCAGACGCCGCAGCUGUCGAGUUCGUAUCCAAUUGUAUGUCAAUCCCACACUUUCUCACAUUUACCAACGCUGUGAAAACUUCAUCAGGAUUCUAG
Suillus discolor is the source of this 393-nucleotide messenger RNA. Its product is annotated as caspase domain-containing protein. NCBI's taxonomy places the organism in Eukaryota, Fungi, Basidiomycota, Agaricomycetes, Boletales, Suillaceae. The transcript is spliced from 3 exons. The annotation marks the transcript as partial. Gene Ontology annotation, molecular function: cysteine-type endopeptidase activity. The record is from RefSeq and is a predicted model, not a curated record. Gene Ontology annotation, biological process: proteolysis.